CGAACGAACCCCAUCUCACUCUCUCUCAUUCACAUUCGUACCGGCACUGGCACUGACGCAAAACGUCGCCCCUACGCCUUCAAAACCACCAUUUUUGCACAGAUUUGCGUUGCUUCUCUUCUUCCUCGUUUUUUCCCGGUCCAAACCCUUGUGAUCAACCCUUUUACUUCAUCAUAUCAUUCCUAAUCAAAUCAUAAAGUUAUCAGAAAAAUACAAUCUUUGUUGUUCUCACUAUUGGGUAAAUUACGCACUUUUCUGCUCUUAUUUCUUCAAAUCUCAGUUGUCCAGGUUCCAGAGUUUGCCCAGUUGAAAGUUCCUUCAUGCCCAAGAAUGAAGAGGACUGCAUACGGUGCUGCUCCUCAUGUGCAGGAUCAUUGGCCAAUUAAGAAAGCACUCACACUCUCUGACGUUGAUAUCACCCAUCCCUUCCUGACAUUAUCCAGGCAACAGGUUGAAACCCAUAUUGUUGUGUAUAUGACAUCUGAACAGCAAGAACUUUUAAGAGAAGAAGGUCAAGUGGGUUUUAAUGCCCAAGAUGUCGAUACUGGUGAUUUUUAUGUGAUGAAAUUGAAGUGUCGUGGUAGCUAUUAUAGUCUUAUUGGCAAAUGGGGAAAAGUUGUACGUGGAAAGGGACUUGAUGUUGGGCAAGAAAUCAAAUUACGGUGGCAUAAUGGGUGUUUACACUUCUCAGUUCCACAACAGCAGGUUCUUCUAGUACCACCAGUUCGAACGGUUACAGCACCUCUGGUUCCUGACCACUGGCCUCUUACCAAGGUCCUGACUUCGUCUGAUGUUGAUACUAACCAUCCUUUUCUCCUGCUGCCUCGUAAAGCUGUUGAAGAUCAUAUUCUUGCACACUGGAUGCCACAAGAAAGAGAAAGAUUGAGAAAGGAAGAGCAGGUUCCUAUAAAUGCACAGGAUUAUGAUACGGGUGAUAUUCAUUUGAUGAAAUUGAAGUGGCGAGGAAAUUAUUAUAACCUUAUUGGGAGAUGGGCAAAUAUAAUUCGACAGAAAGGACUUGGUGUUGGCAAAGAAAUCAGAAUGUGUUGGGCAAAUAAUUGUUUAUACUUCUCAGUUCCAGAAGAUCAUUAUGUCGCAGCAGUAUCUGGAUAUGAUAAUUGGCCUAUUAAGAAAUCACUCACGUUGUCCGACAUUGAUACCAAUCAUCCAUUCCUUACUUUGCCAGGCAAAGCGGUCAAGGAUCAUAUACUCAUCUACUGGACACAACAAGCUCGGGAACAAUUGAGGAGUGAUCAUCAAGUUACCAUCAAUGCUCGAGAUGAUGAGAGUGGCGAUCUGUAUGUAAUGAAGUUGAAAUGGCGCGGGAGUUAUUAUAAUCUUAUUGGCAAGUGGGGUAAAAUCAUUAGAGAGAAGGGACUCCAUGUGGGAAGAGAAAUCAGAGUGCGUUGGGCCCAAGGAUGCUUGGUCUUCUCAGUUCCUCAAUGACAGUGUUAUUUUAUGUAGAUAGGCGGAAAAGCUUCACCCAGUACUCAUUAUGUUCUAGCAAUCAUCUCAUUCUUAUAUAAUAUGUCUGAUUUCAUAUGUUUAAUUUUCGACUAUGCUUUCGGUUC
Molecule: messenger RNA, 1571 nt
Organism: Olea europaea var. sylvestris
Lineage: Eukaryota; Viridiplantae; Streptophyta; Magnoliopsida; Lamiales; Oleaceae
Exons: 2
Coding region: 331-1446 (371 amino acids)
Source: RefSeq, a predicted model, not a curated record